CCAAUCUCAGGACCGCUUUCCAGCAUGAGGGAACUGCUCAAACAAUGAGAGUCUGUAGUCAGCCUGCGGUAAGCCAGCCUCUCCGGACUAACCCCGUACGCGCUCGGACUGCUGACAAUCCACCGCGCGGAUAACGCCAGGCCAGGCGCGCUGCAACGACACUUUCAUUUACUUUGUUUGGGAAUCACCACAAGGAACCGUAAACAGCGUCUUAAAUGACAAGGAUGGGAAGUGCUCGUACACAGCCUGAACUCUCUGGAAGUUUGCGGAUUUCUGCCUCCAAGGUUAACGAAGAGGGUAACUGAAGAUCAUGGGAGAGGCGGCUCCGACCCAGGCCACCCCAAGUGGUUUUGCACCCAUGUUGGGCGUCGGGAUGGGAGGAUCAGUCACACCAAUCGCCACUUCAAGAGGAUCAGCCGUUCCUCAGCUCCACAGUGCCAUAGUGGAACGCUUGCGUGCCAGAAUAGAGCUGUGCCGGCGCCAUCACUCCACCUGCGAGGACCGCUAUGUGCGCGGUCUGGCGGAAAGUUCGGACCGGGAACACGAGAGCACACUCCAUUACUUAAACAUCGUCCAUCAGGGCCCCGUGAACAGGAAGACCAAGGGCAAUAGAUCGGCCUCUCAGCAGCCUCCUGAAUACAGCAGAGUGAAUGGGCAACAUAAAGCCCACAGUUCAUCGGAGGCGGAAUCCAAAAUUUCUUCGCAAAUAGCAAUUUGGAGAAAUGUAACGUAAUGAAAUCACUCGCUCAUCAAUGUGUGCUCUGCAGUGAGUGGGUGCCGUCAGAAUGCGAGUCCAAACAGCUGAUAAAAACA
Molecule: messenger RNA, 813 nt
Organism: Sinocyclocheilus rhinocerous
Lineage: Eukaryota; Metazoa; Chordata; Actinopteri; Cypriniformes; Cyprinidae
Product: mastermind-like protein 2
Exons: 3
Coding region: 311-733 (140 amino acids)
Biological process (GO): Notch signaling pathway; positive regulation of transcription of Notch receptor target
Cellular component (GO): nucleoplasm; nuclear speck
Molecular function (GO): transcription coactivator activity
Source: RefSeq, a predicted model, not a curated record